AGACGCGGGGGACGCGUGGGUGUCGCUCGGGGGCGCUCGCCUCCCCCACCCAGUCUGUCCCGGGCCGCGAGCGCUUCCAGUCAGGUUACUUCUGGGGGACAAGAAAGGCACCGCCUGAACUGUCGAGACGCUUUUUCCCGCUACGGUUUUCCCCGGAGCUGACAGGGGCAGCAAGGUCGGAGUUGAUCCGAGGGUCCCUGCCUGGUCCCGGGGGGAAGGUCAGCCUCCCGCCCGGAACCGCGAGGAGAGGAAGCAGGUCGGGGUCUCCGGGACGCGCAGACACCCGCGGCCUCCUCCCACCAGGCUGGCGGUCUCUGAACCCUGGCGCCUCCUUAAAGCCGCAGCUCCGCCCCGCCCUCCCCGCCCGCCCGUCAGUCUUCAGACCCUCCCAACCGCCGGGUCCCCGCCGCCUCAGCGGAGUGGUGUAGAGCCUCGAGCCUGCGAGGAGCGCCCCGUCCCGCGUCCCCGCGUUCCUGCGUCCUGCGAUCCGCCGCCAUGGCCAGCGAGGAGCUGGCGCGCAAACUGGAGCGCCGGCUGCGGCGCGAGGAGGCCGAGGAGAGUGGCCCCCAGCUGGCUCCCCUCGGCGCCCCAGCCCCAGAGCCCGAGCCCGAGCCCCCCGCCCGUGCGCCCACGGCCAGCGCGGACGCGGAGCUGAGCGCCCAGCUGAGCCGGCGGCUGGACAUCAACGAGGGCGCUGCGCGGCCCCGGCGCUGCAGGGUCUUCAACCCCUACACGGAGUUCCCGGAGUUCAGCCGCCGCCUCAUCAAGGACCUGGAGAGCAUGUUCAAACUGUAUGACGCUGGGCGGGAUGGCUUCAUCGACCUGAUGGAGCUGAAGCUGAUGAUGGAGAAGCUGGGGGCCCCCCAGACCCACCUGGGCCUGAAGAGCAUGAUCAAGGAGGUGGAUGAGGACUUCGAUGGCAAGCUCAGCUUCCGGGAGUUCCUGCUCAUUUUCCACAAGGCCGCGGCGGGGGAGCUGCAGGAGGACAGUGGGCUGAUGGCGCUGGCAAAGCUCUCUGAGAUUGAUGUGGCCCUGGAGGGCGUCAAAGGUGCCAAGAACUUCUUUGAAGCCAAGGUCCAAGCCUUGUCAUCGGCCAGUAAGUUUGAAGCAGAGUUGAAAGCUGAGCAAGAUGAGCGGAAGCGGGGGGAGGAGGAGAGGCUGCUCCGCCAGGCAGCCUUCCAGAAACUCAAGGCCAACUUCAGUACAUAGUCCUGCUGACCUUGCCCUCUGCCCACAGCUGUGCCUCACAGAUGCCCUGAGAAGAGAUGACUAGGCAUCUUCAUCACUGCUGCCGGUCCCCUCCCUGAGCCAGCGUCUCCAUCCACCACCCCAUGCCAGCUCCCAUGCCAGCCUUCAUUCCUCCCAGUGUCCGAGCCCCUCUAGGAGGGUCCUGGGGUGGGCCAGAUGCCUGCCCACCUCUGUCUCCUGCCUCUGCUCCUCCACCCUACCUGUAGCCAGAACUUGUAUCUUCUCAGCAACCUUCACUUUGUCCUUGUCCCUUUACCAUUCCACAUCAAAGAGUAGUCUGCUGUGUCAAUUUGUAGAGAUAGGUCUGUCUUUUUUUUUGUCCUCAGAGAAAAUGCCCAUUUUCUCGGAGAAUUCUCUGCACUCCUCUCUGCUUCCUGUCCAGCUUCCCUGUUCUCAUCUUUGGUAGGAUUCUGCCAGUUGCUUUUGCAUCUUCUGUUCCUGGGUAAUGGUGGGUCUUAAUGGAGGCUGGGUGGACCACUGCCUGUCCACUCUUCACCAGGAGGAACAGCAUGCCGCCACGGUGACACACAUUAGAGAAAGGACAGAGGUCUGCUCCUUCCUGCCACCUUUCUCCUGGCCCCUUAGCAUUCCCCCAGUCCCUCCCUCUUCACCCUGCUCCAUCUGUGUCUUCCCAGCUCAGCCUUUUUCCCACUCUUAAAUACUGUACUACUUCACUGUAAGAAUGAAAGAAUAGUUAGGAUACCAAUGAGUAAAAGGGUUCCUGUUCACUCUGACUCUGUGCAAAUUGUAUUACAGUAGACCCCUGACAUUCCCAAGUGACAGAUCCAGGGCCUUUCAAACAUCCCCAGAGUCGUGGCCAUACUCACCAUUAGCCAGUUUCUAACAUCUGUUUCAGGGUAUCCAGCUGUAGAUGUUCUUACCCCCCAUACUUGUGAGUUCUUGGGGUUGCCCACAAAUACUAGGGGUUUUUGUUGUAUUUUUAACAAAUAUAUCCUAAUGUCAUAUUUAUUCUCUUUUGUAACUGCUGUCUUUACAAUAAAGAAAUUAUCUGCCUUUCUGUCUUA
This is a messenger RNA of Nomascus leucogenys (northern white-cheeked gibbon), 2273 nucleotides long. RefSeq names its product EF-hand domain family member D1 (gene EFHD1). The record is from RefSeq and is a predicted model, not a curated record. Lineage: Eukaryota; Metazoa; Chordata; Mammalia; Primates; Hylobatidae. Gene Ontology annotation, molecular function: calcium ion sensor activity. Gene Ontology annotation, cellular component: mitochondrial inner membrane.